AUUUUCAGGUUUGUUAGGUUGGAAAAGGUCCCUGAUUUUCUCGUCUAAGUAGUUAAGAGUUAAUUGCAUUUACAAUUUAUUGCUAUUGGUGUUAUUUUCUUUUAUUGUUCUGCCAAGAUGUGGAGUUUUGCUUGUAAUACCAUUGAAAGCAUUGGGUUAAAGAGUUCAGAAAAGGUGAGUCAAGCUUGUUCCGAAUGUUCAGAUGAUGAGUUGUGUUCAAAUGGUGGUAAAGAUGAAGGGUUAGAUUGUCCAAUUUGUUGGGAAUCUUUCAACAUUGUUGAGAAUGUGCCUUAUGUCUUAUGGUGUGGUCACACUCUUUGCAAAAAUUGUGUCAUGGGUCUCCAACCUACCGUUUUGAAACUCCACACUCAGCAAAUCAAGAUCCCCGUAUUCAUUUCUUGCCCAUGGUACCAAUUGCUAUCACUACGACUGGUUUGUAAGGGGAUCCUCAAGUUUCCUCGGAAGAAUUUCUUCAUUUUGUGGAUGAUCGAGAGCUUGAAUGGGGAUAGGUAUGGCAUUGACAGGAGAAAUCUGCCUGGGGAAAAUCAAUUGGUUGGCUCUUCAAGGUGUAAUUUAGUGCUAGGAAAUCAAGCUAAUUAUGGUGUUGUUAAGAGAAGGCCAUAUGCUAAUCGUUCUGAACAAAUCAGGUAUCUAGAUAAUGGUGGAAGAAAUAGUGCAGAGAGGUGUCAUUUCUCACUUCUUAAAUCAUUGGAUUUCUUCAUUCACUUUACGUCCAAGUUCCCUUUGGUCAUCAUUUUACUUCUGGCCGUCUUCUUUGCAAUACCGGGAAGUGCUGUUAUCCUAUUACUCUAUUUGCUGGUGACAGUUGUUUUUGCCAUUCCGUCUUUCUUGGUACUGUACUUUGCAUUUCCUAUGUUGGAAAAGUUGGUGAGAGAAAUCACCUCAUGAAAUGUUGCUUUCCCACUUCAAGGUGUAUGAGAUAUAUGGUUCCAAGUGAACUCAUCUCUUGGUGUAAUCUGGCGUCAUCCUUCUUUCUAUGCUCUCACUCCACUCCUUUUACUUGAAAUUUAGUGGCUCAAUUUCUGCUUCUGUCACUGGAGCCACAGGCUUAAUAGUAGGAGGCGGUUCAGGUCUUGUUGCUGGAAUUUCUGGUUUCAUG
This is a messenger RNA of Hibiscus syriacus, 1120 nucleotides long. RefSeq lists its product as uncharacterized. The transcript has 2 exons. The record is from RefSeq and is a predicted model, not a curated record. The coding region runs from base 118 to 909 and encodes 263 amino acids. NCBI's taxonomy places the organism in Eukaryota, Viridiplantae, Streptophyta, Magnoliopsida, Malvales, Malvaceae.